GAGGGCUCCCCCGGGCGCCUUUGCCAGCUCGCUUUCGCUUUUUCCCGGGGCUUGAGCCUGCAAAGCCGCUUCGGGCAUGGGCGCCGCUGUUUCUGCUGCUGCGGCGGGUGGUGCUGCCCCUUCGCCAUGGGGUUGACUUCUAAGGAUGCCCAAAGCUACGGUGAAGCUGAUCGUAACCGGGGAUGAUUUCGGCUAUUGCCCGAGGAGGAACCACGGCAUCGUGGAGUGUUUCCUGGGCGGGGCCAUCUCCAACGUCUCGCUUCUGGUUAACGGGAGUGCCGUAUUAGACGCCGUUCAGCUGGCCAAGAAACAUUGCAUUCCGAUAGGUCUCCAUGCCAACCUUUCUGAGGGCACCCCGGUUUGCCCAGCGCUGAAGAAAAAGUCCACACUCCUCAACCCAGAAGGGUUCUUCCAUGGAAAGAUGGGAAUUCGGACGUGUUUAAACAAAGGACUUCUUAGCAUGGUUGAGGUGAAGCAGGAAUUAAUAGCACAAGUGGAGUUGUUCCGUGAACUGACGGGACAUUUACCUCAUCACAUGGAUGGACACCAGCACGUCCAUGUUCUCCCAGAGAUCAGGCACAUAUUUGCGGAGGUGUUAGAAGACUAUGGGAUCACUUACACUCGAGUUCCCAUCGAACCGGAUCUCCCACGCUGUGGUUGGAUAGAGUCAACUUUGAUGGAUUUCUAUUUGGGAGUGGAGAAGGAUUCGCUGAACACCAUAGAGGUCUUUCAAAAGCACGGCAUAAGGUGGCCGGAUAUAUAUAUCGGCCUCAGCACCAUGGGGAAAAAUAUGUCCACCCAAAGCAUCUUAGAUGCUAUCGAUAACGCCAUCGCAGCUCAUUUGGCCAAAGACGACAGAACGACGACUCCUCCGCCAUCUUCGUUCUUACGUCCUGCCGGUCAAGGACUCCGGACAGUGACGCUCGAACUCAUGACUCACCCAGGCUACCCCAGCAUCCCACCUACUGGCGGUUGUGGAGAAGGCCCCGAUGACUUCUCUCAGUCGUGGGAACGCCUGCACGAACUCCAGACCUUGAAGAACGCAGAGCUCCAGAAACAUUACAAAAUUCGAAACAUUCGGCUCUGCGCUUUCAAAGAUCUCGCCGUCUGACGCUCCGUUUUUACGUCGGUUCGAUGAAGAUGGCCGGAUCCGGUGAUGGUUCCAGAUGGGAGCAGACGACAUCGGGGGAAUUUUUGCACUCUCUGCAAGGCGGAUAUGGCUCCUUCCUCUCAUUUUUAAUUUUAAUUUUUAAUUUUGGCAAAUGGAAGGGGGGGAAAAAAAAAUCUCACGAAAGGAACUUCCGACUGCGAUCGUCUUCGUGCGAAGAGCCGCGUGGGAUUUCCCAGAGUUUUUGGUUGUAGAAGCAGAAGUUGAAUGAGGAGCCAUCGCUCGGCGUUGGCUUGCUAGAAAACACCAGCAUAGACCUGAAAUUUUUAGGGUAUAUACCAAGAGGAGAGAAGAUAUUGGUAACUCAGGGUUGAAAGCACGGGCCCUUGCUGCUCUCUGAGGUUGGUAGUUUCCUUGCAGACGUUUAGUGACCAAACUAGGUAACAUCAUCAGUGCCUCACUGGGUGUUCGUCUAAUACAACUAGAUUUUACUGCCAGAUGUAAAGCUUUGUGGCCUGUUUCACAAAUCACGAUUAAAACAAGCCAUGGCUUGGCAUGCUGCAGGAACCCAGCUAACACAGCAACUUAGGUCUCUCUUUCCGCAUUCUAUUCUGAGACAGAAAAGCAUUUUGGAAGAAUCCGAUGUUAUUUUAGAUUGUUUCUUGCUUAGUAACGCGGUGAUUUUUUUAAAGGGAUUAGUUAAAAAAAAAACAACCAAAAAAAAAAACCCCAAAAGCAUCCCGUUUGUUUGAAUAGCAAGUAGAACAGGUUGAAUCAAGAACAUCUCGAUCUGCAAGACUUAAAAUAAAAAAUGUUAUGAAAGCUUGUUAGAAGGCAGUGAGUUUGGAGCGUUCCAAAUUUUUUUUUUUUUUUUUUAGCCUUGGGUUGAAGGUAAGUUUUUUUAAAAUCUCAAAAAAUAAAUAAAAAGCAAACAGUUGUUCAGAUUAAGAACUCUCAGGCUUGAAAAAUAAAACUUUUUGCAUUCGGCAAUCAAAUGCUCCCCCCCCCUUUUUUUUUACACGCUCAGUGCAAACCAUUCGUACAGAUGAUCAUCUUUCAAGGUUUAUUUCCUCCCCCCCCCACUUGUGAAUUUCCUGUUUUAAAAGUUGAAACUUUCCCUGGACGUUCCACAGGUUGGUCUUAAUCCUAUCUGUGAUCCAGUAGGCAUAUAUAUCUAUAUCUAUAUAUAUCUAUAUCUAUAUCUAUAUCAGUUAUAUAUAUAUAUAUAUAUAUAUAUAUAUCUGAUAAAGAAAUAAAGCAAAAUAUAAAUUUGGUAUAAAAUGGUUUGUCGUGAAUGCGACUGCUUGAGGGCUCCUGGAUUGGAGCUGAUGAAGGGAGGAGAACUUGUGGCUCAGAGGUUAAUACAACUGCCUAACAUGCAGGCAGCCCAAGUUCGAAUCCAAGUAAGGGUAUGGCUAGCUGAUGAGAGCUAAAUAGCUUGAAAUAGAUCUAUACUAGUCUCCCUUUAUGUCUUUAUCAGCGAAAUAUAAAUUUGGUAUAAAAUGGUUUGUUGUGAAUGCAACUGCUUGAGGGCUCCUGGAUUGGAGCUGAAAGGCGAAAGGGAUGCAGUAUGCUCCCUCCCACAUGCUGGGGUAGACCAGGUGUCUCGAUAGAAAAAUACAUACAUACAUACACACACACACACACACACACACACACACCACACACACACACACAUAUAUAUAUAAAGCUGCUGUUCCAUUGUCUUUCUUAUUUCACGUUGUACAGGGAGUCCUCAACUUACAACCGUGCGUUUAGGGACCAAUUAACGUUACAACAGCACUGGGGAAAAAAUGACUUGCAACCAGUCCUCGUACUUACGGCCAUUGCAGCAUCCCCUGCGGUCAGGUUAUUGCAACCAGGUGCUUAGCAACCAGCGUAUCAGAGUUACAAUGCCCUGGGGGUCAUUUGAUCCCGAUUUGCGACUUUCCCAGCUGGCUUCCAACAAGCAAAAUCAAUGGGGAAUCCCGGAUUCGUUUAAUGACGUGAUUAAGAAGUGCAGUGAUUCACUUAACCACCAUGGCAAAAAAAAAAAAAAGUCGUAAAAUGAGGUGCGAUUCGCUUUAAGAACCCCGCCUUGCUAAGCAAUGGAAAAAUUCCGGUCGUAAGUUGAGAAUGAUCUGUAAUAGGUCUCUGACAUAAUGUUUAUAUUUUGAGAAAUUACAUUCCUUUGGCUGGUUGUUUAAACAUUCGAAUCAAUUCUGUGACUCUUGUAAUUCCCGCAAGUUUCCUGAGUUCUCUGUUGACACUGAAUUAUUAUUUAUUCUUGUAUUAUUCUGGGACUAAUGAUGAAUUAAACGCGUUUUUUUUUUCUUAAAAAAAAUCACCCUCUUUUCUAUGGAUAAGUAAUUUCCUACUAAUUAGCACUGCAUUUUGUUAGGAACGGUUUGGAAAAUUGAAAUUUUUGAGUUUCUUCCAAUCACUCCCUCUCUCUCCCUGGCCUGCACUGGUCAAAACUAAAAUAUUCGAAAGGAGCAUUAACAGUGAUGGCAGAAUAUGCCAGCAUUUAGCCAUGUUUUAGACGGAUGAAAUAAAUAUUUACC
Molecule: messenger RNA, 3651 nt
Organism: Pantherophis guttatus
Lineage: Eukaryota; Metazoa; Chordata; Lepidosauria; Squamata; Colubridae
Gene: YDJC
Product: YdjC chitooligosaccharide deacetylase homolog
Biological process (GO): carbohydrate metabolic process
Molecular function (GO): deacetylase activity
Source: RefSeq, a predicted model, not a curated record